Rhizophagus irregularis DAOM 181602=DAOM 197198 is the source of this 1605-nucleotide messenger RNA. RefSeq lists its product as uncharacterized. The record is from RefSeq and is a predicted model, not a curated record. Lineage: Eukaryota; Fungi; Glomeromycota; Glomeromycetes; Glomerales; Glomeraceae. Gene Ontology annotation, molecular function: GTPase activity; GTP binding.
AUGACUUCACCAUCCAGCGAUCACGACAUAAAAAUGGGCAAUAAAUUUGGAAGAGAAAUUGAAUUUCGGGAAGGUUCACCAAUUCAAUUAUUAAGAUAUAGUGAAAAAACCGAAAAUGAAAAAUUUGGUCAAAUUCUUCUUAAUCCAAAAGCGUUGGAUAUUAUUAAAGAAAUUAAUGAACCUCUUGCUAUUAUUUCAGUCGUUGGUUCUUAUCGUCAUGGUAAAUCUUGGUUUGCAAAUGUUUUGCAUGGUCAUCAUGACGGUUUUGCACUGGAUGCAAAAGUUGAAGGAUGUACACGUGGAAUAUACAUGUGGUCUCCCCCUUUCAAAUUAAUAAGUAAACAACAUGAUGGGAUUGAUGAUCCUUCACAGGAUGAAAAUUGGGCUACAAAAUUAUUUAUUUUAUGUUUGGUAAUAUCUUCAACCUUCGUAUAUAAUAUUAAUGGAAUUUUUGGUAGAGAUGACAUAGGAAAAUUACAUUUAAUGACAGAUUUGAGUAAAUUUAUUCAAGAACCAGAAAAUGGUGAUUUUUUACCAAGGUUGGUUAUUUUAUUACGUGAUUUUAUUUUAGAAAGUUCAACAUGCUUCAAAGAUUAUUUCUUGGAACAAAUGAAGAAAAUCAAUGCCGAAGCUACUAUGGGCAUCAAAAAAUUUUUUUAUGAUUUUGAUGUUUACGGUUUGUCACCUCCGGGAUGCAAAAAAAAAAUGUUACAACAUAUGGAAGAAGCCAAAACAAACGAACUUGAUGAAGAAUUUGUUGAAGAAGUAGUUAAUGCAGUAGAAUCAAUUUACUCCCAGCUUCCUUUAAAAUACAUAGGUUCUUCCACUAUGCAAGGAAUAUCAUUUGUAAAAUUCCUGGAAAACGUCAUUGAACGUAUGAAUAGUUCAGAAACUUUGACUCUUCUCUCAAUCACUUCCGAAUAUGAAUCCAUUAUUCAAUUUGUCGCACAAGAAGCAAUAAAAGAAUCUAUAGAUAGAUAUGAAAAAAGUAUGAGUACUUUAAGAAAUGAGGAGGAAAAACUACAAAUGCAUUGGAAGGAAUUUGAUAAAAUGCAUCUUAAAUAUAAAUCAGAGAUCAAUAAAUUGUUUUUUGAAAAAAUAAUUGGAAGUCCCGCACAACUAAGCAAUUUUGUCAAACAAUUAAAUGGAGAGAUAUCUAAAUCUGAAAAAAGGUUUAUAGAAGAAAAUUCUAAAGAAUUAACAACUUUUAACAAAAAAAUUGCAAAAAAAUCAUGGGCAAGGCAUAUAAAGAUAAAAUUGGACAAAAAUGAUUUAUUUAGGUAUAAAGAGGAAUCUCAAGAAGCGUGGAAAUUAUUUGAAUCAUAUUGCAAUGAAUUGAUGAUAAAAUCCCCUGAGGCUGAUGAAAUAAUUGCCUUAUUCAAGAAUCGGUAUAUGGCCGCAGUUGAUUACAAUAAACAAUUAGGAAAGAUAAAUGCAGAAUUAACGAAAACAAUACAAGAAGAAGAGGAUAAGAAAUCGCAAUUAAUAAUUUGUAUGAAUGAGGAAAGACUUCGUUCAAAGAUUGAAACAUUAAAAAAAGAACGUGAAGAAUAUGAAAGAAAUGCCAAUAAUAAAAUAUUAGAGUUACAGGCAAACAUCGAAUGA